CACACACAUAUAUACACCCUGUUGUUACCAACAUCGUAUACUCAUACCAUGAAUACCCAAGUUGUUCUUUCCCUUACUCUGGUCUUCUUCUUUUUCUCUGGAUCUCAAGCUGCCACAAUCACUUUUAACAACAAGUGCUCAUACACAGUAUGGCCGGCAACCCUAACCGGUGACCAGAAGCCUCAACUGUCCAAGACCGGGUUCGAGUUGACAAACGGAGCGUCAAGCACUGUGGACGUUCCAUCUCCAUGGUCGGGUCGCUUCUGGGCCCGAACCGGCUGUUCUAAUAACGGGGGCAAGUUCACUUGCGCCACAGGAGACUGUGGCUCCGGCCAAGUGGCAUGCAACGGUGCUGGUGGAACCCCACCCGCGACUCUAGUCGAACUUACUGUGGCGGCAAACAAAGGACAAGAUUUUUACGAUGUAAGCAACGUGGAUGGGUUCAACGUCCCCGUGUCCAUAGCUCCGCAAGGCGGUACCGGCGACUGCAAACCGUCAAGCUGUCCGGCGAACAUCAACGCGGCGUGCCCGGCGGAUCUGCAAAUGAAGGGCUCAGAUGGGAAGGUGAUCGCGUGCAAGAGUGCUUGCUUGGCCUUCAAUAAGCCCGAGUACUGUUGUACCGGGAGCUUCGCCGGCGGGCCAGACAAAUGCCCACCCACCAAUUACUCUCAAUUUUUCGAGAAACAGUGCCCUGAUGCUUACAGCUACGCCUAUGAUGACAAGAACAGCACCUUCACUUGCUCUGGAGGCCCUAACUAUGUCAUUACAUUCUGUCCUUGAACGCUGGCGAGAUGAUGGGCUCUCAUAUUAUUAAUUAUAUAUCGAGGUAACAAAUAAUAAUGGCAUGAAAUAUAUAAUUACGGUCUGAUGAGAAGAAUAAAUUGGCCGCUCUUAUUGGUGAUUUUAUCCUGUACUAUCGAUACAUCUUUCUUGUAUCUGGAGAAGGAUAUAUAUAUAAAUAUAUAAAUGUUUCUUUCAAUUUUCUGAAUGC
Messenger RNA from Neltuma alba, 991 nucleotides. RefSeq names its product thaumatin-like protein 1b. Bases 49 to 780 code for a protein of 243 amino acids. The transcript is spliced from 2 exons. The record is from RefSeq and is a predicted model, not a curated record. Lineage: Eukaryota; Viridiplantae; Streptophyta; Magnoliopsida; Fabales; Fabaceae.